AUUGAAUCUAUAAAUUUCAUUGCAUUGGAACGCGUCAUGACUAGUGACGGCCAAAUGGAUGUUGACUCUACGUCGUCGCUUGACAAGGGUAAAGGAAAGGCUAAGGUUGCAGAGAGAUAUGAUCCGCACGAGGAUGAUAAUUUGCCCUGGGUAGAGAAAUAUCGACCAGUCACACUGGACGAUGUGGUUUCACACAAGGAUAUUACAACGACAAUUGUGAAAUUCAUUGACAAGAACCGCUUGCCUCACCUUCUAUUCUACGGUCCACCUGGAACCGGGAAGACGUCCACAAUCCUUGCGGUGGCGAGACGAAUUUAUGGAGCAGAAUACAAGAAACAGAUACUGGAGCUUAAUGCAUCGGAUGACAGAGGUAUAGAUGUAGUGCGCGAACAGAUCAAGCAAUUUGCGGAGACCCGAACAUUGUUUUCGAAAGGCUUCAAGCUCAUCAUCCUCGAUGAAGCCGACAUGAUGACGCAGCAAGCUCAAGCUGCACUACGUCGUGUCAUUGAACAAUACACUAAGAAUGUGCGGUUUUGCAUAAUCUGCAAUUACGUGAACAAGAUCGCUCCAGCAAUUCAGAGUCGAUGUACGAGAUUCCGUUUUUCGCCACUGCCAAUUGCAGAGGUGGAGAAGCGCGUGAAUUGUGUCGUGGAAGCUGAGAAGGUAAAUCUGACUCAGGACGGCAAAAAGGCCCUUUUAAAACUCUCGAAAGGAGACAUGCGGCGAGCUCUUAAUGUCCUACAAGCAUGUCACGCAGCAUAUAGCUCUAUCGGAGAGACUGAAAUUUAUAACUGCACCGGAAACCCUCACCCGUCAGAUAUUGAAACCAUCGUAAACUCCAUGCUUUCCGAUGAAUUCACCACUUCUUACCAAAUGAUCUCGGCCAUGAAAACAGAACGUGGACUCGCACUGCAAGACUUGAUAUCGGGUACAUACGAAUACGUGGAAACGAUUGAAUUCAAGCCGCAGGCCCGAGUAUAUUUACUUGACUUCCUAGCUACCACCGAGCAUAGAUUAUCGACUGGCGGAAGUGAGAAGAUGCAACUAUCUGCUCUACUUGGAGCGUUCAAGAAUGCUGUGGAGCUUUCUGCGAAGUGAUACAUCGUAUAAUUGAAGCACCUGAUAAUAACUUUCUGCAAGGUUUAUUUUCCGUAGUGUUUCACAGUUGUAGUACCCUCCAAACUCUGAAAUUGCUGCUAAUACGGCGUUCACAAUCCGUCGGGUCACAUACUUACGAGUUCGAGGGGGCUGUUUGAAUCGCAAUUUCUGCUGGCUAUUUGUCAUUGUCAGUAACUUGUCACUUGGACUCCGAGUUGGAAUAAAU
Suillus subalutaceus is the source of this 1324-nucleotide messenger RNA. Its product is annotated as P-loop containing nucleoside triphosphate hydrolase protein. Gene Ontology annotation, molecular function: ATP binding; DNA clamp loader activity; DNA binding. Lineage: Eukaryota; Fungi; Basidiomycota; Agaricomycetes; Boletales; Suillaceae. Gene Ontology annotation, cellular component: DNA replication factor C complex; Rad17 RFC-like complex; Elg1 RFC-like complex. Gene Ontology annotation, biological process: DNA-templated DNA replication; DNA repair. The record is from RefSeq and is a predicted model, not a curated record. The transcript is spliced from 7 exons. Bases 37 to 1098 code for a protein of 353 amino acids.